AUGGUCCAAGAAGUUCAAAAGAUGGAAAGGAACUUACCCGUGAUCGAUAGGAAAGACGCAGACCACAUUCCCCCUGCAGCGCCAGGGAAUAUUCACCGACACUCAACCUGUAAAGGAGUUCCUUGAUCUCUGCGCAUGGCAUCUCAGGUAAAAUUGCAAUGCUGUUUUACCCACAUUUUCUACCUGCUUUAAUAUAUUAGUUAUACUGAAUUAAAUUGUGAAACUGUGUUCCAAACUUGUGAUAACUUCUAAAUACUGUCCUUUGUUGUCUGUCUAUUCCAAAUGUAGGUGUAUGCAGAUUUUCAGCUAAUUACAAACCAGAACCUGCCAAACAUCUUCUAUGCUGAGAUUGACUGUCACACCCCUCAGUUGAUUACCUUGUAUAGACAGAGGGUAUCAAAGACUGGAAGGACUGCUGACGCUUUGGUUGACAUUCUGAGGUGUCAUGAUCUACAGGUAAGACCGAGCACUCCGAUCAUUAGUCCACUACAAUUGCACUGGAAAAAGAUCUUGGUCUAAUGCAAAUAUCAACUACGUAUUAAACCUUGUGGGGAGAUUUCUCAGACACAGAUUAAGCCUAGUCCUGGACUAAAAUAAUUUUCUAUGGAUAUUCUCCAUUGAGCUUGCUUUUUAGUCCAGGACUAGGCUUAAUAGGUAUUUAAAAGGCACCUGAAAGUAUGUCCUUUUGGAACUGUUCCAUUAUACCACGUUCCUAAUUAAACCAAGCUCAGCACAUGUCACAAGUGAUUUAAGGCUAAAUAUUCAAAUAUUUCUCUGGUACCAGCUUAGAUUAGUAAGCCAAUGUCAUAAAAUUGACAUUUAUGUAUCCCUUUAGGAACUACAUGAUGCCCACACAAGGCAUGUAUCUCCCGAGUGCCGCAGUGGUCUAAGGCACUGCAUCGCAGUGCUAGCUGUGCCACUAGAGAUCCUGGUUCGAAUCCAGGCUCUGUCAUAGCCGGCCGCGACCGGGAGACCCAUGGGGCGGCGCACAAUUUGCCAAGCGUCGUCGAGGGUAGGGGAGGGAAUGGCCAGCAGGGAUGUAGCUCAGUUGGUAGAGCAAUUCCCACGGGGGGCCAGUAUGAAAAGAAAAAAAAAUUAUGUAUGCACUCACUAACUGUAAGUCGCUCUGGAUAAGAGCGUCUGCUAAAUGGUAAAUGUAAAUGCAUACAACUGUUCUCUGUACUCUUCCUGUGUUGCUGCCCGAGGAAGACUCCGGAUUUUUCAAAACAUGCAAGGUAGUUUUCCUGUCAUUCUGGUUAUUUUUUAUUAUUGUGCCCAUUCCCAAUCAACACACCCUGGCUCCUGAGGUGAUCUGAGAGGAUUAGAUGGAUGAGUAUGGUCUAUCUAGCCAACCAUAGGUCAGCGUAGAUAUAUUGCUACAUAACAAGUCUGUCUAGUAUUCUCAUCUGAAGUGCAUUGUGUAUUUCAGGUGGAGGAUUCAGACAACCCAGAGCUUGGUGACUCACCGGUAGCCCUGCUGACAAUCGUUGUUGACAACACAGAAAAUCCAGUCCACUACAAUCCGGUCAAGAUCUCUGUCGUCCUGGAGAGUGAAGUUAUGGUGAUUGACCUCCCCAGACUGCCGGAUGCUUUCCUGGUAUGCUCUACAUCUACGCCUACUCCUCUCUACACCAAUGACAUAAUUUGGUAUAUUGCUCUUUAUUUGGACAUUACAUCCUUUUUGUCUAUUGUCUACUGCGUUCUUGGACUCAAACGUUAGCUUUUUUUGUAAAUAUAUUAAUCACAUAUUCACUGCUCUUAGCCUAUAAUAAAACCAUGAUUCCAUCUUUAUCGAACCAACUGCACACCCUCUGCAUAAGCUAUCUUUUUGUUAAAUGUGAUGUUUCUGUUUCUCUGUGCCUUGUUUCUCUCUUUGUGCUGGAGUUCUUUUAAGAACUUGAUGGUAUAGCAAUAGCCUAAUAAACUUGACAUUAACUUGAAUCUUCUCUUCAUUUUACCCACAAACAAAAUCACCAGUUUUUUUUAUUAUUGCCAGUAUAAUUUAGAUAAUCUUACUUAUAUUUUCCAUUCAAAUUCGAUUUUUACACUCAUUUGGUAAGGGUAAUUUGAAUUGUGUAGUGAAACAUUAUUUACUGUUGGAUCGACCUCAAAUAAUGUUAUUUUUAAUGUCGUCUGUAGAGUGGCUAGGCAGCAUGCAACUUUGACAUGCAUUGGCCAAACAGCGGCUGAGGGGCGAAUGCGAUCUAAUGCCGACGUUUCGGUGACAUCUUGCCAAAGUGCAAAUGGCUCGCCAUACUACAUCGGCGCGAUGUAUCAAGUAUACAUCGGGCCGACGUCUGCGAGAUGUAUGUGUGCUGUCUGGGGAUGAUAUUCCGCUGAAAUUUGUGCGGCGUGCAUGUGAAUAUAUUUCACGUGCUUUGCGAUUGUAUAUUCUACUUUGUGCAUGAUUUCUCUAUUGUAUUACCAAUUGAUAAAUAGUAUACCUUCACUACUUUGAUAUGCAUCAGUAGGGAUUAAGAAGUGAGUAUAAGCAAUGCCCACUUAAAAUAAGUGGGUAUAAGGCUUAUACCUGCGUAUACCCUCCACUACACCACUGGCACUUUGUAUUUUACAAGAAGUGCACUCUCCUACAUGAGUGCGCUGGUAUUACCGUUGCUGUCCUUUCAGAAUCACGAACCUGUCACAUAAUGAAGGUCUAUAGGUUCGCCACUGCGCAAACAUGUCUAUAAUAGAUAUAAAGGCUGUUAAGAUAUUCAUGUUUCAAGAAAGGAGUGUAUAUAUUUAGCCUGGCGAAGCGGUUUUAUGCGCUGACUGAAUAGAAGCUGAUAAUUAUGAGAUUUGUACUCUGCUGGUCUCAGAAGAAAUUACAAGUCCUCACUGUCCGAGACCGAGUCAAGACAGAGUACAAAUGUAUCCAAGACCGAGACACUCAAUAUGUGGACUCAAGACAGGACUCGAGACCGAGACAGCUGUGACGUACUACAACACUGACACAUGCACUUCACAGAGACUUAAUAAUUAAUGCAACAUACAGUUUAUGGUACAAAGCUUCCAGCAAAUGCUUUGGAUGCAUUUCGAUACAGCACAUGUAUUCAUGAUACGCUACAACAAAUUGCCAGCAAAGCAACAAAUCUAAGACACUUGAGUGAAAAAGUGUUGAGCUAUUAUGACAAGCUGCUGAAAGUGCUGGCAUGUGGUCAAUCUCCACUAGCCGGGACUCCAAACAAGCCUUGGCUCAUUAGAACAGGAUAAUAGAUUUGUAUAGGAGACAUGGAAUCUCCUUUCCACUGUAUCUCUUUACGCCCACGAGGAGAAGCCAACACUCCACUAAUCAGAAUAGCAGUCUGAGCUGUAGGCUCUACAUCAGAUGUGUGGAAAUGCCUCUCCUCAUUACUUCUGCAUCCCUGUAGUUUCUCUGGUAUUCUGUAGUAUGGCAUCUUGGCCAUUAUGUGAAUGGAAAUCAAGUCUAAGCAUGGAGGGAAAUGACAAGCAGGCAUGAGUCAGAGCAACUCAGAAACUCUAACAGACAGUAAGUAGCACAUGUUUAAAACAGGACACAGCAAGACUAGGCGACUGGCCAUUGUAUCAGUAGUUCAAUUAUUUUUGGCUAAGGUAGAGACAACAUCAGGUAUAUGAGACAGGUGUGUAAAGAUUUAUGUUGGAGAUAAUGGGAUCCGAGAAGAAGCGUAAUGUAUAUCUCACAUGUAAGCCCUGCUAAGCAAUGUAACAUCCACAAGACCAGAUUCUGGUCACGAAAAAAAGGCGAUAACCCAAUUUUUACAGCCCAAAAGGCUGUGGAUAGACUUCUGAAGUUAUUUUGUGUAGUCUUGCUGCAGUCAAGCAUCCUUACUGCUGGCUUGGGGUGUUAGGGCAGAAUAAAACAUUGUCAUGCUUUGCUUCUGUUUGAUCGUGCGUUGUGUUUUGUGGCCUCAUUUUGUGGUCAUGUUUCAGUUGAGAUUUUUGAAGUCCUGUUUCAUGUAGGCGUGUUCUCUUCUUUUGGACUGUGUUCCAUUUACACGUUUUCCCACAGCACGUGUCCUUAGCCUCAGCUCACCUAGGACAACUCCAGGCGGAGCAGGAAGAGCUAGUUUAGUGUCUGCUGGUCUCAGUGGCUGCUCUCUCAACUGCCUGAGGAAGACCAACGGUGUGAUGUGGAAACCAUCUGCGACACGUUUCUCCUCUCCUCAGAGUCCACAUAUUGGGAGAUGAUGUGGCCUUGCUUGUGAUUAAACUGCCGUAGCAUGGAACAUUUUCACUGUCUUCCUUCCCUGAAAAUUGCUAGCUACGUAAACCAUCAUGUUUUCAUGGACUAAAUCAAUCACAGUUUUGUACUUUGUGUUUUUAUCCUUUGAGCUCAGGUGUUGGAUGAGUGAACAUACCUUGCCAUGCAUCAAAUGAUAUCUCCUUAACUGUCUUUUUGAACAAAACACUUUCAUCUACUCUUUGUCUCAGCUACUUCUUUAACCUCCGUAUCUGAAUGGUUUUUGGCCAUUUCCACAUGUUGAUCCACCCUGGGUAGCUGUAUAGAUUCUUUGGUUGGAACAAAGCUGUGGAAAUACAAUACACUAGACUGGGUAGAGCCAUUGAUCUGCUCACUGCUCUGAAAAUUGCAGUUUACUCCCCUCAAUAUUGAAUCCCUGUGGUGCUUCCUUCUCUAACAUAUAGAUGCUUGGUCUUUUCCAGAUAUCCACAGUCACAGCCCCCCUCAAUGAUCAUCACCAUCAGCCCAAUAUGGAGCUACACAGCUUCAACAACCUCUGA
This is a messenger RNA of Coregonus sp. 'balchen', 4722 nucleotides long. NCBI's taxonomy places the organism in Eukaryota, Metazoa, Chordata, Actinopteri, Salmoniformes, Salmonidae. The record is from the annotation of a GenBank genome assembly.